CUCUUCGUUCCUCGCGCAAAUCCCUCGGCGUUUUCUCGGCGUUCAUCAUCUUGCUGCGCUUUUCUAAUCGAAUCCUGCCGGCCGGCCGGUGUCACGCCGAUUAUUCCCUGCGUAGCUCUUGUUGUUUCCGAGCGUUUGUUUGGGGGACGGAGCGAGAGCCGCAUCACCAUCUGCUCGCUCCGGUUCAAAGCGCAACUACUACUACUAGCUAGACUACUGCCUUUCCCCCAAUCAUUCUCUCUCUCUCUCUCUAUGCUGUGUAUCAGUCCGGUUCCUCGUCUGAGCCAUUUCUUUCCUCUCCGGCAGCUUCUCGCAUGCGCGCGCGGGUGGGUUUGAUUUCUUGGUUUCUUGCGGGGAUCGUCAUCAGAUCUCUCACACAAGACGCCGGAGUCCAGGCAGAUAGAUACACACCGCGCCGCCUGCCGCCAUGUCGCCUCUCUGCUGUGACUCGGACUGGUCGUCGGUCACCUGAGAGCAAGCUAAACGACGACGGACGGACGGAGCUAGCUGCUGGCUGCUGCCAGUCACGCCUCCUGCUCAUCGACCAAGUGCGCCAAAUAAAGGAUCGGAGGCUGCUAGCUUGUUACUAAUAAGCUGCGGCGGCCGGUCCGCGUUUUUCUUUGCUUCCGAUCCGAUGGCGGCCGCCUCGUCCGCGCCCUUCUUUGGGCUCGGCGACACGCAGAUGCAGCCACAGCAGGGAUCCAGCUCCUCUCUGCAGCAAAACUCCACAGCUGCUCCUGGCGCCGCGGCGGUGCCGCCGCCAAAGAAGAAGAGGAACCAGCCAGGCAACCCAAAUCCUGACGCGGAGGUGAUCGCGCUGUCUCCGCGGACGCUGCUGGCGACGAACCGCUUCGUGUGCGAGGUGUGCAACAAGGGGUUCCAGCGGGAGCAGAACCUGCAGCUGCACCGGCGCGGCCACAACCUGCCGUGGAAGCUGAAGCAGAAGAACCCCAGGGAGGCCCGCCGCCGGGUGUACCUGUGCCCGGAGCCGACGUGCGUGCACCACGACCCGUCCCGGGCGCUGGGCGACCUCACGGGGAUCAAGAAGCACUACUGCCGCAAGCACGGCGAGAAGAAGUGGAAGUGCGACAAGUGCAGCAAGCGCUACGCCGUGCAGUCCGACUGGAAGGCGCACUCCAAGACCUGCGGCACCCGCGAGUACCGAUGCGACUGCGGCACCCUCUUCUCCAGGAGGGACAGCUUCAUCACCCACCGCGCCUUCUGCGACGCGCUGGCUCGUGAGAGCGCGCAGAUGCCGCCCCUGGGCGCCGGCCUCUACGUCGGUCCCGGCAGCAUGAGCCUGGGGCUCUCCCAGAUCCAUGGCUUUGCAGAUCAAGCCCAGUCCUCUUCAGCAGCAGCAGCCCCGCAGUUUGACCACAUCAUGCCAUCGUCUUCGGGCUCCAGCUCCAUGUUCCGUUCUCAGGCGUCGGCCUCCUCGCCAUCUUACUUCCUCGGCGGCAGCGCCCCUCCUGCCGCCGCCCAGGAUUUCUCCGAGGACGGCUCCCAAGGCAGCCAGGGCCCUCUGCUCCACGGCAAGGCGCACUUCCACGGCCUGAUGAUGCAGCUCCCCGAGCAGCAGCACCAGCCGGGCAGCAGCAACGCCGCCGUCGGCGCCAACGGUAGCAACAUCCUGAACCUUGGGUUCUUCUCAGCCGGCAACAGCGGUGGCACGUCCGGCAGCCUGCAGGACGCGCGCAUUGCCAUCCAAGACCAGUUCAACCUCAGCGGCAGCGGCAGUGGAAGCGCAGAGCACGGCAACAACGUGAUGGUGGCGUCCAUCGGAAGCCACCUCGGCAGAGGCUUCCCUUCCCUGUACAGCUCGUCUCCGUCGGCCGGGAUGGCCCAGAACUCGGCGACGGCGCUCCUGAUGAAGGCGGCCCAGAUGGGCUCGACGACGUCGAGCACCACCCACAACAACCACAACGGCCCUACUACGACUAGCACGCUGCUCCGUGCUACGGGCUUCAGCGGCGCCACCGGCAGCGGGCAGCUGGGGACUACUGGCGGCAGGGCCGCCGCGGGAGAAGAAGGGGCGGCGUCCCACGAGGCACACUUCCAUGAGCUCAUCAUGAACUCUCUGGCCGGCGGCGGCUUCUCCGGCACCGCAGGGUUCGGCGGCGGCGUGGACGACGGCAAGCUGAGCACCAGAGACUUCCUCGGCGUCGGCAGGGGCGCCGCGACGAUGGCGCCGCCCGGGCUCCACAUGGGCGCCCUGGACCCGGCCCAGCAGAUGAAAUGAGGUAUGACAGUACGAUCGAGUAUGAUGGGUCGGUCAGGGAAUGAUAUGAUGAAGAGCAGCAACGUACGAUAAGCACAUGACAAGAGAUGCGAGAAGGGAAGUCAAUAAUAAAACAGACGAUCAUGCACGUGAAUAAGGGUACUAGCUUUCGCGCGCAUGCAUGCAUGGGAAGGUAAGCUAGCUAGUGACGAGGGAUCAGAAGGAUGGAGUAGUAGUAAAAGAAACUGUUUUGUUUUAAGUUAAUUUCCGUGUUCAUAUGCAUAUGCUGGCUGCAUGCAACUUGUUGGUUUUUCGCCAUUUCCCGUACGAUUUCGUGGUGUUAAUUCAAGUGGUUUACUACUCUAUAUAUAUAUGAGUAUUUAAAUUUGGCUGGA
Messenger RNA from Zea mays, 2613 nucleotides. RefSeq lists its product as uncharacterized. Lineage: Eukaryota; Viridiplantae; Streptophyta; Magnoliopsida; Poales; Poaceae. The transcript is spliced from 4 exons. Gene Ontology annotation, cellular component: nucleus. The record is from RefSeq and is a predicted model, not a curated record. Gene Ontology annotation, molecular function: DNA-binding transcription factor activity. The coding region runs from base 635 to 2239 and encodes 534 amino acids.